ACUCCGGCUCGCCCGCGCCCCGCCGCACCCCUCCGGGUCCCCGCAGGUCCCCAGCUCCCGUUGGCGGCUCGCGCUCGGACCCCGCAGGUCUGCGGAUUCCGCCGCCUUCGGGCCUCGCGACGCGGGAGGAGCUGCCCGGGGCCCAGGGCUGUGGGGUGGGAGCCCCGCGGCGGGAGCGGCGCGCACUCUGCCGGUGGAGCGCGCGGGUCGCAGGGUCCGGCUGGAGCGCGUGGCCGCAAGUGCCAGUGGCCGCUGGGCAGCGGAGCACCUUGGACUUGCCCUCUCCAGAACUGGGGAAAAUCUGAGGAAACCAGGCAGGGACCUUGGAGACACGCCGCUUGCAUACUCAACUGCCUGGAAAUCCAGUCACCUUGGUACCUCGCUGCUUCCCAGACACUUUGGAGGGGCAGGAGCUGACAGCUGGCUGACAGAAACCUCACCCAGCGAGAGAAGAGACAAAACCCAAGUAUGAAGUUAGGACUAAUGUUUUCAGGGUAGACCUGCGAGCUGGUACCCACACUGCCAUCCUAACUUCUGCACCCCGCGUCUCAGGUAUCGAUUUUUGAUUUUUGAAGAUGGAUGAAGGCUCAGAAGUUUCAACAGAUGGAAAUUCCUUGAUCAAAGCAGUGCAUCAGAGCCGGCUUCGCCUCACUAGGCUUUUGCUAGAAGGUGGCGCCUACAUCAAUGAAAGCAACGACCGUGGGGAAACCCCUUUAAUGAUUGCUUGUAAGACCAAACAUGUCGACCAACAGAGCGUCGGCAGAGCCAAGAUGGUUAAAUAUCUUCUAGAGAACAGCGCUGACCCCAACAUCCAAGACAAAUCCGGGAAAAGUGCCCUGAUGCACGCCUGCUUGGAAAGAGCCGGCCCGGAGGUGGUCUCUUUGCUCCUCAAGAGUGGGGCAGAUCUCAGCUUGCAGGACCAUUCUGGCUACUCAGCUCUGGUUUAUGCUAUAAAUGCAGAAGACAGAGAUACCCUGAAAGUCCUCCUUAGUGCCUGCCAGGCAAAGGGGAAAGAGGUCAUUAUCAUCACCACGGCGAAGUCGCCCUCGGGGAGGCACACCACCCAGCAGUACCUAAACAUGCCUCCCGCAGACCUGGAUGGGAGCCAUCCGCCGGCCACGCCUUCGGAAAUUGAUAUCAAAACAGCCUCGUUGCCACUUUCAUAUUCUUCUGAGACGGACCUGACCCUUUUUGGCUUCAAGGACAAGGAGUUGUCUGGGGGCAGUGAUAAUACCUGGGACCCCGACUCUCCUCGGAGGAAACCUGUGAUGGCCACUAAUGGGCCCAAGCUCUCCCAGGCUCCAGCCUGGAUCAAGAGCACCCCAUCGUUAAAGCACCAGGCCAGAGUCGCCUCCUUGCAAGAGGAGCUCCAAGAUAUCACUCCAGAGGAAGAAAUAGCCUACAAAACCAACGCACUGGCACUCUCUAAGCGUUUCAUCACCAGGCACCAGAGCAUCGAUGUAAAAGACACCGCACACUUGCUCAGGGCCUUUGACCAGGUCAACUCAAGGAAAAUGUCACAUGAUGAAAUAAAUUACCAUGCCUUGUUUCCAGAAGGAAACCAGACAUGCGUGGAAAUUCCCCCUGACCAGGACCCAGACUCGAAUCAGAUUUUUGCCUCCACUCUAAAGAGUAUAGUUCAAAAGCGAAACUCGGGGGCCAAUCACUACAGCUCAGAUUCGCAGCUCGCUGAGGGUCUCACUCCUCCAAACUUAGAAGACGGCAAAGCUGCAAAGAAAAAGAUCUUCGCGCCGUCUCCUUCCUUGCUAUCAGGGUCCAAAGAAUUAGUGGAGACUGCCCCUCCAGGCCCUCUGAGCAGGAGGAAUCACGCGGUGUUGGAAAGGCGUGGCUCCGGAGCUUUCCCCAUAGAUCACAGUCUAGUGCAGAGCAGACCAGGGUUUCUGCCACCCUUGAAUGUGAAUCCUCACCCUCCCAUUACUGACAUUGGUGUCAACAACAAGAUCUGCGGCCUGCUUUCUUGUGGCCAAAAAGUGCUUAUGCCAACGGCCCCUAUUUACCCGAAAGAGUUUAAAACCAAAAAGAUGCUGUUAAGGAGACAGUCCCUGCAGACAGAACAAAUUAAGCAAUUAGUAAAUUUUUAAGAGACCAUUAGGAAACACAUUAUGUUCAAAUGUCUGUAUCAGAAAAACAUAGACUUAGAGAAGAAAUCUUAACUAUAUCCUUUUAAGUCUUAGCUAGUGCAUCGCAGCUAGGCAAAUCAAAAUAUAGUGUAUUUUGUAUUAGGUUCCGUGAGCAGAGCUUACUACACAGCUUCUGAGGGAAUUCUAACAAAAUGAAAUCUGUUUUCCUCAAAAUGUCCAAUAUUUAUCAACUUUCAUGUUCACCUUUUUUUUCAUCUUACCAAAACAUCACCAAAAAAGAAAGUUGCCUGUGUUAGAAACAAUUUCUAAAAUUUCAGACUGGCUUCAUGUUCUGUUAUGAAACAAUGCUCUCAAGUCAAUAAUUUCCUGGGCACUUGAUGUCAACAAGGUUGUAGCUUUUCUUUUCUUUUUUGUAAUUAAUUUAUUUAUUUCAUGUAUAUGAGUACACCGUAGCUGUCUUCAGACACACCAGAA
This is a messenger RNA of Mastomys coucha (southern multimammate mouse), 2576 nucleotides long. It is a transcript of the gene Ankrd34b, whose product is annotated as ankyrin repeat domain 34B. The transcript has 5 exons. NCBI's taxonomy places the organism in Eukaryota, Metazoa, Chordata, Mammalia, Rodentia, Muridae. The record is from RefSeq and is a predicted model, not a curated record. Gene Ontology annotation, molecular function: protein binding. Bases 576 to 2102 code for a protein of 508 amino acids.